Messenger RNA from Rhineura floridana, 2228 nucleotides. RefSeq names its product MAX dimerization protein MLX (gene MLX). The transcript has 8 exons. The coding region runs from base 464 to 1204 and encodes 246 amino acids. Lineage: Eukaryota; Metazoa; Chordata; Lepidosauria; Squamata; Rhineuridae. Gene Ontology annotation, cellular component: nucleus. Gene Ontology annotation, biological process: regulation of transcription by RNA polymerase II. The record is from RefSeq and is a predicted model, not a curated record. Gene Ontology annotation, molecular function: DNA-binding transcription factor activity, RNA polymerase II-specific; protein dimerization activity; RNA polymerase II cis-regulatory region sequence-specific DNA binding.
UUUUCAGCAUCUAAAAUUGCUAUCCGUCUGCAUGCAAGCCAGUGGAGACCAGGCUUCUGUUUGAAACUGAGCUCUAGAUUGUGCAGAGGAAGGGGUCUGACGGAGGCUAAGUUCAUAUAAAGUUUGCCGCAAGCUGAGUGAUGUUUUGACUGGAAAAUCAAACCAGCUUUAACCUGCAAUAUUUACAAUAUCCUGCAGGUUUGCUGUACGCUAUUCUCAGUCCCAUCCCCAUUCUGCACCAUGGGAGCAAUAAUACUGGGCAACAAUGCAGAGUUACUAUAAGCUACUCUUUCAGUCUCGGCCCAACCUCCAAUACGGGUAUAAAACGACUGUCCUACUCUGCAGGGUUUUUGAAAUUAAUCCCUUGCCAUACUAGUCGACUCUCUUCCUGGAAAUGCCCUCCCACAGCCCUGAUUGGCCAGCGUCGGAAUGACACGUGACUGUGUACCGUACUGUGGAAAAGAUGGCGGAUCCACCGAGUGUCUCUCCGGAGACUUCCUGGCGAGGAAAAGUUGACUCAACUUUUAAUGACAACGGGCUAGAUCCUGCACUCUUUGUGGAAAGCAGGAGAAAAGGGAGCAUUGUAUCAAGAGCUAACAGCAUCGGCUCUACCAGUGCCUCUUCAGUACCCAAUACAGAUGAUGAAGACUCCGACUACCAGCAGGAAACCUACAAAGAAACCUACAAAGACCGCCGCCGCCGUGCCCACACCCAGGCUGAACAGAAGCGGAGGGAUGCUAUCAAGAAAGGCUAUGAUGAUUUGCAGUCGAUUGUACCCACGUGCCAGCAGCAGGAUUUCUCCAUAGGCUCGGGGAAGUUAAGCAAGGCGAUUGUGUUGCAGAAGACUAUUGACUAUAUUCAGUUCUUGCACAAGGAAAAGAAGAAGCAGGAGGAGGAAGUCUCCACGCUCCGGAAAGAUGUCAUGGCCUUGAAAAUCAUGAAAAUAAACUACGAACAGAUUGUCAAAGCUCACCAGGACAAUCCCAAUGAAGGGAAGAACCAGGUCUCUGACCAUGUAAAGUUCAACGUUUUCCAGGGUAUCAUGGAUUCCUUGUUCCAGUCCUUCAAUGCCUCCAUCUCUGUGACAAGCUUUCAGGAGCUCUCAGCAUGUGUCUUCAGCUGGAUAGAGGAACACUGCAAGCCACAGACCCUACAGGACAUUGUGAUUGGUGUCCUGCAACAACUGAAGAGCCAGCUUUACUGACCACGCUUGGGCAGCCUAGAAGAGGCAUACUCUGGCUUGGCGCUAUGUAGCCAAGAGGCUGUUCCUGCCAGUACAUCCUCUUUAAGCUUUUUGGGGGGGGGGGUAUUGAUUGUGUUUACCUCUACAAACCUCCCCUUGGUCUGUGCUACCAAGCUCCUCAUGUGUGCAGGGAAGCAAAUAGCUGUCUGUCCAUGAGGAUCAAUUGUUGCAGUAUCCCUCUUUCAAGCCUUGGCCCUGACAUGUUCCGCAUGUUGACCUAGUUUGUCUGAUAAAAAUCCAUUUACUGUGCACCAUUCCUGGUGUUUUACAGUGAACCAGGUUCCUCUCCUAAGGGUACAGAAAUACUGGACUUAAGCAUCCUCCAGCCUUCCCUUGUCCUCAAAUUAGUAGCCGAGCCUCUUAAAUUCUGAGUAUACUGCAACAUUAUGCAUAAGGCUUGGUUUAAGUGUCAUUAGCUAGGCUUGAUCACUUUAAAACAGAGCUCUCUUUGUUUUCUUCAGACACCCAAUUUACUCACCAAGAUGUCUCUGCCUAGCAUUUGAUUUGGGCCUAAGGGCUGUGAUCUGAACAAGUUAUGCAAUAAAUUGGUGCAUUUUGCAUACACUGUGUAUUCUGCUUACCUUGCAAAAGGGCAAUAAGCCAUGCCAACACUGAAGCCUUGCCCUCAAAUUCCAGCUUUUGUCAUUGCUUGACCUGCUCACAAGUACCGUUUGCCUUCCAACUGGGAGACUGGUGAGGCCUAUAGAACAUGGCAGGGGAGGUAUUUUCAGCCUGUCAGAUCCCCGCAGUUUCUAAUAAUGCAGCAAAAGUGAGCCUAAGCCAACCCUCCUGUGCAGCGUUUGCUUUUUGUUCUUUAGCUACAAAGAAGGUGGGUCCCCUGUCCUUUUAUAGACACCACUUUCUAGAUCUGCUGCUGGUUGGUGGAUAAGGACUCUAGCUUAGACAGACCUCACUCGUGAAAAUGAAAACUAUUUUUUAUAUCAUGACAAGCAAUUCUAAUAAAUUUUGCUAAGUGUUUGAAUGA